Dendrobium catenatum is the source of this 1475-nucleotide messenger RNA. Its product is annotated as protein WVD2-like 2. The transcript has 7 exons. The record is from RefSeq and is a predicted model, not a curated record. The coding region runs from base 348 to 1475 and encodes 375 amino acids. Gene Ontology annotation, biological process: microtubule cytoskeleton organization. NCBI's taxonomy places the organism in Eukaryota, Viridiplantae, Streptophyta, Magnoliopsida, Asparagales, Orchidaceae. Gene Ontology annotation, molecular function: microtubule binding.
UAGAACCGAGACCAGGGUUUCCGUUCUUAAACCUCCACGCUACUAUUUUAAAACUCGCCAUCUUUCGCGGUUAACGUUUACGCUUAUCUAAAUAGAUUAACUGUGUACGUUGUCUCCGCGGCAAGCGGAUGGUGGAGCAAGAGCGGCGGAGAUGGAGUAGGAGGACGUAAAGCUGGGUGGAGGCUGGCGUUAGGGUGUGGAAUAGAGGAGGCCCGGGGCUAGAAGCCUGGUUUUCGUCUGAUCCCGCCCACAAGAAAUCGAGCUUCUCUGAGAUCAGGGCGACGAAGCAGGAAAAUCUGACAUCUGUCCCUGGCUUUUGUCGCUCAAUUGACGAAGAAGCUGUCAAAAUGCCCAUACAUGAAGACUCGAAUAAUUUUAUUCGCAAUGCCAAAAGCAAUCUUAAGCAUGUUGUCAGUCAUGCUGCUAAACCAUCCGAAACUUUUAUAUCUAAUGAAGCUUCAGAAGAUCACCCUGAUCAUAAAGCUUAUGUUAGAACUACGGAAUCAGAAUAUAAAGGGGACGAAAUCAGUGCAGCUUCUACCGUUGGGGUCUCCAUCACUCAGGAUGCUAAAAUUUCAAAGGAACCUGAAGCACCUUAUAUAGAAAAUAUUCAUCUGGAUGCUGAUGUAGCAGAGAUACUGAAGCAUGACAAAGAUUCAGAUCCUAAAAUGCAGUUGACUUCAAAAGCUUCGAAUAAUACAAAGUCCAAGUACACUGUUCCUCAACCCUUUACUCUUGCAACUGACAAGCGUGCUUCAGUUGCCUGCAAAUUUAAUGCUGCUACUAUAUCUAACAAUGAUAAAAAACAUACAAUUAUGAACAACACCGAGUCUCCAAACCUAGUAAAGAAGAAUCAGGCUAGCUUACAUCUUGAAUCAAGGAAACCUCUUCAGCCUGAGAAUACAAAGCGCAUUGUUGAAGAGGAGGUCUGCUCUGUCGUUUCCUUAAGUACAGCUUCUGUCAAGUCCUUCAGAAGAAGGAGCACAGUUGCAUCAGCUCCCACUUUCAGAGUCAGCGAGCGUGCUGAGAAAUGGAAAGAGUUUUAUUCUAAGUUAGAACAGAAACAACAAGCUGUUGAAGCUGAGAGGAUUGAGUAUGAAGCCAGAAAAAAGGAAGAAGAAGAGACAGCCUUAAAAGAACUGAGGAAGAGCUUGAAUUUCAAAGCUACUCCUAUGCCUAGCUUCUACCAUGAGGGACCUCCUCCUAAGACUCAACUCAAAAAGAUACCAGCAACUCGCCCAAAAUCACCAAAGUUUAGCCGGAGAAGGAGCUGCCGUGAAGUAUAUAACUCUCCACAUACUGACAGCAACAAUAAAACCCAUGGCCGGACUAAUCGCUGCUGCGUCGACGGCGCCAAAGAGGCAAAAAAAUCUCGAGUCAACACCAAGAGUAGAACUGCAUCGUGCAAAGCCGAAGAAGAAAACAAUCAAAAUGAGACGAACCAAACAACUCCUGAAGCUACCAUGCAAUCCUAG